AGAGAAUGGUGCGUAGUGAGGGGGGCCUCAUUAUAUCCUUCCAGGACAAUGGGUGGCCCGUGCUUACCAUACUGAGGUGGCCACUCAAGUGGCUGUUCAAACAUUUAAAGCGCAUCCUACUAAAUACAGAAGGUCUCUGUAAGACAGAUGAGCCCAGAGCUUCUGUGGCUGAAAUGGGAGUGAGGGGCUGAGAUCCCUCCCAACCCCCUUCUCACUAAAUCAGCUCUGACAAGCACAGGAUAAAAACCUUUGACCUGGACGAUUCCAGGUAUCCGGGCUGCUUUUGUCAUGUUUUCACACACAUACAGUUCAUCGAGGUUUGGAACGGGGACCUACGAGAUCAUCUGCAGAUUCUUAGCUUUGGAGACAUAACUGUCGCUAGCACGGAGCCCAGGUUCACUGUGAAGUUGUCUGGCUGAGCUCCCGCAAUCCUGCCACCAGCCGGUGCUCGUGUGACCUGCUCUGUUUUUCCACUUUACUUCUUUUUAGACAUGGGCUUGCUAAUCACCCUCCUCAACUGUGACACCCAAGAAAAGCUGAGAGAGUAAAGUUAUAUGCAGCCUUCCUGUGACCUGUUUGCAUGUACCCGGUCAAUAAAACUCAGGCAGAGUGACAGUGACAGCUGCCUUGUGGCAUUCAGAGGGAAUCGAGCAGUUUAGCAGCCUCCUGGACAAGUAUAUCAUUACAGCCCAGCUGCUCAGAGAAAAACACCUAAACGCUGGGGGACAGGCACAGCUCCUGCAGCCACCCAGGGACCUGCCUCGGAUACCUGCAAGGCCUGAUCAAGACUCUCCGGGCAGCUUUCUCCACGCUAGGACCGCCUAGUCCCAAGUUGGUUCUCACCCGGACGCAGGCUCCCUGCCUGCAACAGCCUGGCUUUUAGCAGCUGAGAGGACACAGUCCCUGCUGGGAGGUGGCAGAGGAGAGUGAAUAGAAGGGAAGGUACGAUGGGGGCCAGGCAGUCAAGGGCCAGCUCCAAGGAUAAGGGCCCCAAGAGGAUACUGUUCACGGGGAGGAGACAGAAGUUUUCCCCGUGGGACGAUGCCCUGCUCCCGGGAAGGGACCCGCGGUCUCUGCUGAAGCGAGGCAUGCACCACGUCAGCUUCAGCCUGGUCACCAGAGGAAUGACAGACAUCCCCGACUUUCUGUGGGGCUUGUCCGAGGUCCAGAAACUCAAUCUGUCUCACAACCAGCUCCGGGUUCUCCCUCCCGAGGUGGGGAAACUGACCCGGAUCGUGGUCCUGAACUUGUGCGGGAACCGCCUGAAGAGCCUGCCCAGAGAAGUGAGCCUCCUGCAAGGCCUCAGGGUCCUGUUUGUCAACAUGAACUGCCUGACCGAGGUGCCGGCCGAGCUGAGCUUGUGCCGAAAGCUGGAGGUCCUGAGCUUGUCGCACAACUGCCUGUCCCAGCUCCCUGCGUGCUUCGCUGACCUCUCCAGACUGAGGAAGCUGAACCUCAGCAACAACCUCUUCGCGCACAUCCCCAUGUGUGUGUUCUCCCUGAAGGAACUGAUUUUCUUGCACGUGGGCUCAAAUCGCCUGGAAAACAUCGCUGAGAGCAUCCAGCACCUGACCAGCCUUCAGAUCUUCAUUGCAGAGGCCAACAAUAUCCACUCCUUCCCGAGGUCGCUUUGCCUGGUCACCAGCCUGGAGCUGCUGAACCUCAACAACAACGACAUCCAGACCCUCCCGAGCGAACUCCACCUGCUGUGUAGACUGGUGAGGAUCGCCUGGAAUCCCAUGGACAAAGGGCUCCACAUUUCCCACAACCCUUUAUCCAAGCCUCUGCCGGAGCUGGUGGAGGGGGGCCUGGAGAUGCUCUUCGGCUACCUGAAGGACAAAAAACACACAUGAUGUGGGUCCUGGAGGCCUGGAUGGGAGGCAGCUCACCUGGACUCGGUCAACCGGGGUACUUCUCUCAUCUCAGCUUUCUACUCUCACCCUUAGUGUCUGGCAAUGCUUUUGUUAAUAUUUGCUAAGUCGCUGUUGAACAUCCAUGUUAAGGAGGUGUUUGCUUUUAACUCUGUAUGUUCUUAAUAACCUCUGGAUCAUCAUGUUCAUCUCAUCCUAAACAUAAAUUGAAAGGGGGUUGGUUUUCCCCAAAGAGAACUAACAGUUCUGAUUCUUCUAAGGAGCAGUGAGAUUCAGCCCUUGGGAGAGUGGACACCUAACAGGUCUGAAUUCCAUGUAAUUCAAAAGGCAAAUAUUUGCUAAGUACUGUGUGCCAAGUACAGUAUGAGGUGCUGAAACCUGGUUUCAGAUAGUUUCUACCCUUCAAUCAGCAACCUGUGGCCAGGUGGCAACGGCAAGACACAUUCCUCCAUCAGCCUCCAUGAAGCAUCACUUGGGACCAAAAGGCAAACCACAGUGGGCUCUGUCCCCAGUGACCAAAACAGGCAGAGCUUUCCCCUUAAGUUCUGGGGGACAAUCAUAGGAAUUUUUCUUUCAUGCGGCUGUAGAGGAAUAACCAAGCCACUCAUGCUAAUGUCUGGUGGUGAGUAAUGGGUAGAAGGAUGGCUUUCAGAUAAUAAAUAUGAACUGAUUUAA
Messenger RNA from Cercocebus atys (sooty mangabey), 2546 nucleotides. It is a transcript of the gene LRRC30, whose product is annotated as leucine rich repeat containing 30. The record is from RefSeq and is a predicted model, not a curated record. Lineage: Eukaryota; Metazoa; Chordata; Mammalia; Primates; Cercopithecidae. Gene Ontology annotation, molecular function: protein binding. The transcript has a single exon. The coding region runs from base 948 to 1853 and encodes 301 amino acids.